Medioppia subpectinata is the source of this 535-nucleotide messenger RNA. Lineage: Eukaryota; Metazoa; Arthropoda; Arachnida; Sarcoptiformes; Oppiidae. The record is from the annotation of a GenBank genome assembly.
AUAUCAAAAAAUUUUUUACAUAAAACUGAUAUUUUUUAGUUUCAGUAAUCAAACGAUUGCCACCGGUUUUAGUGAAUUACAUAUACCACUAGUAAUGGGUAUAACGCUAUUUAUUAUGUGUUUAUUAUACGCCGAUUAUUAUGUGUGGAAAACAAUCAGUGGUUUGAGUGAUGGGUUGCGGGCAUUGAAAGCAUCGAAACUUACCGUUGAAUCCGAUGUCAAACAAUUGGCCCAACAAAUCAAUGCACAGAAUAUAAGAUGUCCAGCGAGUGAUUUCUCUUCAAGUACUUCAUCGAUCGGAUCCCACAAUCAAUUGACCACUAAUUCAGACAAAAUCAGUGAUGAUAUCAAUAUUCGGGAAACGUUUCAGAAAAUUGAGAAUCAAAUCAAAACUCAAUACCAAAUGACAUACACUUUAUUGAAGGCUUUGGUUAUAGAAAAUGAGUUAUCGUUGACAGCAAUCGAAGACAUCAGACAAUUGGCCGAAGACUCGGAUGACAGCGAAUCCAUGGCUAGUGUUAGUCCGAUAUAAGAC